Molecule: messenger RNA, 1515 nt
Organism: Polychytrium aggregatum
Lineage: Eukaryota; Fungi; Chytridiomycota; Chytridiomycetes; Polychytriales
Exons: 2
Coding region: 1-1515 (504 amino acids)
Source: RefSeq, a predicted model, not a curated record
AUGUCCAGCACCUCCCAUGGUCCAGUCUCGAGCGGCGCCUUUGGCGACGAUCUGCUGUCGCGAGCGGCUGUACCGGCUGCCCGAAGCCGCUCGGCAGCUAGUCUGCACCUUCGAGUUGAGGACAGCCCGUCUUCCCAGCCACGAAGCCAGUCGCUUCUCGAGGGCAUCCACAACAGAGCAGACUCGGGCUCGCCGACCCUUCGAGAGACCACCCGUCGGAACAUCGAAAAGGAGUUUGCCGAUCUGCUGGACCCGAGUAUUCUUCCCGAAAGCCACCCACGACAAGCGCCGCGCCUGAAUAUCGUCGACGACAGGGACGAGUUGCUCGAGCGGCUCAAGCAAGAGCUCAUCCCACGCGUAACAAUUGCGCCGCCGCUGGAAACGAAGGACCGCCAUUCUCGCACUCGCCAGAGCACGGACGGCUCCAGCGACAGCUCGGCAUCUUCGGCAUGCUCGUCCCCAAAAGACAACCUGCCCUAUCAGCGAGACGCAUAUAGGUCCAUUCGCGCCGAGCCCUCCAAGCCCGUCGGUGCCGUCCCGGCGUCGGCCAAGCGACCGGCCCAAUCUCGGGCCGACCUUUUCUUUGCCCCGCUGCCACCUCCAUCUUACAAAACUGCUCGGGCCACCCCCGGACGUCCACUGUGGGAUCCUGCUCUCACCGCCUCUGCCCCGGCUGCUCUUGCCACAGCGACUUUGCUCAUGAACUCGGCAUGUUUGCCAACCACGCACCUGCCUAUCGGUGCGGCUCCCACCCAGGUCUUUGCGCCCGACCCCUUGGCACAUCUCGAUGCGCUCUCGGUCAGCUCCAGCCGCAGGGGGCGCGUCCAUCGUGAGAAGAAACAUCGCAAGAAGAAGCGGCAUCCGACCAAGCGCCAUCGCCCGUCCUCUCCCGCGGCACACUCAACUGUUCCGGUGUCGCUACCGCUGCUGAAUAUUGUCAAGGCACGUCUUGCCGAAAUUACCGCAUUUGCAAAGGAUCAGGCUGUUCAGAUUCGUGCGCUCGAGAGCGAACUCGGUAAGUCCCAGGAGCAACUGCAUGCCCUGGCAGACUUGUUCGAGUCGACAAAGCACGAGUCCAAGGCCAAGCACCAGCAGCAGGAAAUCACCAUCCGCGCUCUGAGAAAGGAGUUGGUUCAGAUGGAGGCCAAGAUCAACAAGGGUCAUUCGACCCAAAUUCGGGAGCUAGAGCUGGAGUUGUACAAGGAGAAGCUGCACUGCAAGUCGCUUGAGGAGGCAAAGGCGGGUCUGGAGCAAGCUAUCGCCAAGGAACGGACGCGGCACGAGCAGUCUUCGAAAUCCCGUCACGAGCAGCAGAUAAAGCAGAUCAUAAAGCAGCUCGAGGAGGUCACUGAGAUUGAGCGUGCCCAUGAAUCUCAGGAAAGGCAGACGCAUGAGAUUCUACAACUGUGCCAGCUUUCAAAGGGACGGAUCCAGGAGACGCACCAGCAUCUGGAUCUGCUCACCAACAAGCUCAAAAAGUCGCUCAGAGUCAGCGCGAGCGGUGCUGAGGAUUAG